AUGGAGGAUCAUCACACCAAUGGCCAGAGUGAGCCGGAAGCUGGAGAGUGGUCUGGUCCUUGGGAGGUGAGAUCGGGAGUACCAGACGACGACAAUGAUAGUCAUAACCAUCAGAGCGACAGCACCAUAAUCAUAAUGCCCCCUUCCGCUCUUCACUCGCAGGGCCUCAGCCGGUAUGAAGUCGAGAGCCGUUCAACUCCUCACGCCAUCACCCACCAAGGCGCAGCUCAGUCUAGCCGAUGGCCUGCCACCAUCACCGGACAUUUGCCGCACAGGGAUGAGUCCGCAUGCGCUAUGGAUCAAUCCUGGGAUAACCACCAUAACCUCAUGGGAUCGUACGGUGCCAAAUCUCCCGCUGAAGAGGGACAUGUGGAGGCCAAGCUGGCAGCAGACCGCAUGCAGCAGUGCGACUUGGAGACCUUGCAGCUCGGAUCCCACAGGCCUGGAGUUUGUGAAGCCCAUGGUCAGCAAGAACGUCUGGGACAUGACGGCACUGGUAUGUCUCACGAAGAUGUCUAUCAAUUCAGAGACCGCUUGGUCGAUGGACAUGCUGACGCUGCUGACGCUCCAUCACUGCGGCUCGGGUGGAUUGACGAGGAAGCUGAUGUUCACUUGAAUAAUAGCGGAGAUGACGGUAAGACGGAUGGUAGUCGCAACCCGGAAGACGCUCAAGUGCAGGAGGGCCAGAGCAAUGGUGGCAAGAGUGACGAGCAGAGUGGAUCGAAACCAGACGUCAAUAACGGCCCUGUUGAAGAGGGUAUGAGCAGCACCAGCAGCAGUGACGAGCAGAAAGAAUCCAAGCCAAAGGUCAGCUCCGGCCUGGUUCAGGAGGGCGAUAGCAGCGGUGACAGCAGCGCCGAGCAGAAGAAAACGAAGCCAGACGUCAAUCCCAGCCCUGUUAAAGAGGAAGAGAGCAGCAGUGGCAGCAAUGACAGAAGCGAGGAACGUGGGCAGUGGUGCCCUGCUGGCUAUCGCGAUGGGGACAUCACCGACGACGAAGACGACGAUAGAAUGAGUUUAGACGACGAGCGAGAGGAGGAGGACCCUGACGCAGAUGACGAGCACAACGGCCUCGAUGAGGGCGGGGGCCCAGACAUGGGCGGGUUUCCAGACGACGACGACGACGACGACGAUGGAGAAGCAGGUGGCUUUACGGAGAGCGGGGCCGACGAAUAUUGA
Molecule: messenger RNA, 1179 nt
Organism: Anthostomella pinea
Lineage: Eukaryota; Fungi; Ascomycota; Sordariomycetes; Xylariales; Xylariaceae
Source: the annotation of a GenBank genome assembly